Molecule: messenger RNA, 2892 nt
Organism: Symbiodinium sp. CCMP2592
Lineage: Eukaryota; Dinophyceae; Suessiales; Symbiodiniaceae
Source: the annotation of a GenBank genome assembly
AUGGAUCAGAAGUUCCUGCUCAAGAGUUGCUGGUCCAACCGCACUUGGGAGGAGUGCUGCGCAGUUCGCUCCGAAACGUACGGGACGGGUUUGCAGGACUGCUUCCUGGGCGAGAGCGCUUGGCAGAGCUGCUGCAACGUCACGGAAGUCCCUCGGGACAUUUUCAGCUGCAGAGACCGAGGGGAGGAGUGGCGACGACUACGUACGGGUUUAAUCUAUGCGGCACCCUUGCAGCAGCUGCCGAGUCCAGAAAGGAUGAGGUGGCGUGCGUCUGAGUGCUUGCUGGGUGCUCUACUGGCAUCGCUGAUCCAGUUGAGCCUGGAAGGUUUCUUUACCGAUGGCUUGAUGAGCCAGCGAGUGGGUGUGGGUUUCCAGAUUGCGGAGGAUCUCUUCACCUUGCUGCUGAGGAGUCCCAUCUCUGUGAACGAGAUUAUGCUCAGCGGGUGGCACCUGGGGGCUGUCCUGCUGUUCCUGCGACAAUUUCCCCAAAUAGAAAGCCAUGCAGGCCCCUGGCUACAUGAUCAAUCCGUCGUUGGCAGUGAAAGGAGACUUCUGUCAUUCCUGGAGGCCUUACCAGAUGAUCCCAGCCUCCGCAUCCCGCAGGACUUGACCUUUGCCACCAUGAUGUCUCCAAAGUCCAUCAGCACACGGGUGGCCUCCUGCGUGGCUUCCUGGUCGGCCGCAGUGAACUUCCUGCGCGAGGCGUGGCGCGCGGAGACUGCGGAGGAUGAGGCCAUCCAGGAAGAGAUCUCGACACUCCUGGCUCUCGGUGAGACGCAGCUGAAGAAGGAACUUCUUCCAGGUCGCCCAGCUGCGCCGCUGAAGAGACUGCUGGUUGUACCUCCCUUCGUGCUCCACUUGCUCCAGGCGCUGCACUUGCAGCCUGUCGUGCAUGUGGAUCCAUUGGCUUCGUUUCUUGAACUUCCGCCGAUUCUGCGUCAAAAAGCGCUGCCGAGCAGCUGGCAGCGAGGGCGAGGCCAGCCACCUCUUUUGGAGCUGCACCCACUGCCAGCAGAUGACAGCUUGAGUAAUGCUGUCCGCGCCAGAAGGAUGCCUAUCUGCGGUGACUGGAUAUUCCUCGUAGUGAUCUCCAUGCUUGCCAAAGAUGCGCUUGCGACGAAGGCAGGGCCUGCGCAUCCUCUGAGCUGGUGGGAGGUUGGUGCCAACCAGGGCGACUGCAGCACCUUGGCGGUCCACAUGCUGUCUUCUUGGGGGAGCCAAAGCAGACAACGGCAUAACCUCUUUGAAAUCGACGCCACCCUCUUUGAGCCCAUCCGCGACUCAGCAGCUGCGACGCGAGGUUCCGCAGCCGCGCUGCUGAGGCGCCUGCGUCAGAACGGCGAUCAAUCGAAGCUGGCGGUGAGGCAGCUGGCCUUGGGCGCAAAGGUAGAGGACUUGGACAUCAACCUGAAGCGGCGUGCGUCAGCGCAGGCCUCCUUUCGAGAAUGUCAAGGCUUUCCCGGCUUUUGUGAGGUGCAACGAGUCUCCAUGGAGACCAUCGACAACCUGGCGCAGAAAGAGGUUGAGGUGGUGGAUAUGUUGAAGAUUCAUGUCCAAGGCUUCGAGCUCGAGGUCCUCGCCGGAGCGCAACAUGCGCUCUCUCAGGGCCUCUUCUGCCUAGUUCAUCUGCUGACCAGUCCAAUCCAUCGCGAAGAGUUCCUCAGCAAGGAUGCCAUGGAUGCUGCGCUGACGUCCUUGGAACAGAUGUUGAGCAACUACACCGCGAUGGCCGUGAAGGUGACUUCGGGGGAUGCUGAGAUACUCUCCCUGAAACAAGCGCAUGCUCGAAUCAUCCAAAAGAAGACGUUGGAACCGAAGGACCCAUAUGAGGUGCCGCAGCUGGCAAUUCUUGAUUCGAUGGAGCAUCCAUGCGCCGAAGAUGCGGACACUUCCGGCUUUAGACUUGGUGGUUUGACCAGUCUGAUGCUCGGCUCUGCUGCACGCGCCGAAGAUCGGCCUGUCGUACAGAGACCGUUUGAGUGGUCCUUCCUGUGGAAGGACAACCCCGAAGACGGCGCGAAAAGGCGAGGACUGAGACCUGCGGAGAUCGCUGACAUCCUGCGCAGAGACCUCGGAGACGGCAAAUAUAUCCUCACCGGAAAUCUCACAACAGCGAUCUUCGCGAACGAUUGCCGAUUUGUCGAUCCCAACAAUGCCGUGACGGGCCUUGCACAGUCCGGGAGCAUCCAGUACACCCUGACAAGUGACGGGCUCAUCGGCUCCCAGGUUGUCGAUGCUUUGCGCAGCUUUGCCUUACCAGGCUAUGUCGGAAGCACCAGGGCACGGCUUCGACAGGCCUUCCUGCGGCUGGUGGCGCGUGAGCUGGCGGAAGUGCAGCAGGAAGGCCUCCGAGGCGCCUUUCUUCGAUUGGACUGCGAUGGGGACGGUGCUUUGAGCGCUUCAGAUUUGUCUGCUGGGCUUCGAGGCACGGCGCCAAAUGCUCAGAGAGACCGCGACAGCUCCGGCCUCUUCCCCAUGUUGAGCCUCCACGCCCAGAGUGAUGCCGAGGAAUGGCUGGAGGAGAUCAGGUCCUUGGUGGCAACAGCGGGGACAGUGGGAGACAAGAUAGGCUUCAGCGACUUCUUGGCCGUGAUGUUGCCCUACCAUGUCGCUGUGCAGGAGGCACAGCUCAGGAGCGCCUUCAGCCGCUUGGCGGACUCAAAGAGCUCCGGGCGGACUUUGCCAAAGUCCACGUUGCAGACUGCGCUGCAGGUGGGGCAAGCUGUUUCCGACGAGGAAGUGGCAGCCUUGAACGCCGGGCUUCCCGAGGAGCUGAGUUACGUGGAAUUCGUGUAUCUGAAGCACCUCGAGGAUACAUCCAGCGCAUUUCCAUUGCGCCAAGAUGCCAAACUGCUGGAGGUACAUGAGCAAUUCGCUGACGCGGCCUUCUGA